This is a messenger RNA of Prorocentrum cordatum, 744 nucleotides long. NCBI's taxonomy places the organism in Eukaryota, Dinophyceae, Prorocentrales, Prorocentraceae. The record is from the annotation of a GenBank genome assembly.
GUGGCGGGUUUGCCCCCCCGGCAGGUCGACGCGGCGAGCGGCUCCGCGAGGGUGUGUCCGCGCUUCACGGAGCAGGAGCUGCGACAGCUUGUGGUCCACUCCUAUAGGCAGCAGGACUUGUCCACGCGGCAGUGGGUGGCGCACGCGAAGCUGGGCGACGCGUACUCCUUCUUCCGCCGCCUCUCUUACGGCACGGUGGACAAGGUGCUGCAGCACUGGGACUGGUACCUCUACUGCCUCACCUUCGAGGCAACAGAGAUAAAGGAUGCCUCGCUGGCGGACGAUGUCGCCGCCAGCAUGCCGCUGGACCUCGUGGACCUUCAGGUCGUCUCCAAUCUGCUGAACGUCUGCAUCACCGUGUCGCGCUUUCAGGAGGAGGCGCUGCGGUUCGAGCCUGCGCAGGGCGACGGGCCGGAGUACUGUAUCCACCUGGUGGACCUCAUUGGCAAGGUCACGGACACCAUCCAGAGAAUCGAGCACAUGGAGCAGUCCUUCGAGGUUGAGUUGAACAAUAUUCGCAAAUCUAUCAACACGCACAUCUUCAAGGUUGGGGAGGCCGGCCAGUCCUACCACAUCACACCAUCCGACGCUGACCUUGGCAACUCCAGCAUGUCCACGCAGGGGGCCGCGCCGAUCAUGUCCCGACGUGACCUGCUUCGACAGAUUCGGGCCCAUCUGCUUGAGCAGUGCGAGGCUGUGCGCAUCAUUGCAGGCGGCCAGCUACUACGCCACAACAGGGUCUAG